This is a messenger RNA of Biomphalaria glabrata, 1411 nucleotides long. RefSeq names its product mitotic spindle assembly checkpoint protein MAD2B-like. The record is from RefSeq and is a predicted model, not a curated record. Gene Ontology annotation, cellular component: zeta DNA polymerase complex. NCBI's taxonomy places the organism in Eukaryota, Metazoa, Mollusca, Gastropoda, Planorbidae. Bases 236 to 1018 code for a protein of 260 amino acids. The transcript has 8 exons.
CUAUUUUUAUAGACAAAUGGAUGACGAGUUUAUAGAUGUUAACAGUUUUUUCCCAGGACUAACCAUUCACCAUUGAGUCCAUUGCCAUAUAUAUAAUCAAUAUUACAAUUAUUAUUAUUGAAUUACGGAGCUAUAAGAAUUCAAACGCAAAGCAAGCUUUUAUUAUUCAUAUUAUGAAUAUAUGGCAUAAACAUCAAUUUUUCAAGGCCAGUGGAUGGAAUAAAUUAGCUCUAAAAUGACCUCUUCGGUAGAACCAAGACCAAAUGAUCGUAAAGUAAUACUAGACAUUUUAGUUGAGUUCAUAGAAGUCUCAAUUCAUUGCAUUCUCUACAACAGAAACCUCUAUCCCCAAGGAGUGUUUGAAAAGAGGAAUAAAUACAAUGUUCCAGUUCAGAUGUGUCAACAUCCAGAGGUUCGCAGCUAUGUUAACAGUAUUAUUGAGAGUCUGGCUGUGUUGCUCUCUGAAGGAAGAGUUGACAAAAUCAGUGUUGUCAUACUGAAAGAAGAGACUGGUGAGCCCUUGGAAAAAUUUGUAAUUGAAGUUCGAGAAAUCAGAGACAAGUGGCGAGACAAAGAUCCUAACUUGCUACAGACAGAGAGAGCACUCAGGUCAUUUUUACUGAAACUUAAUGUGAGUGAUGCCCUAUUGAAGCCACCUGCAACAGGAACGACCUGGACAAUUCAUGUAGAUACCACAGAGGCCAUAUUUGAAGCAGUGGAACUGCAGUUGAUUGAAAAGGAUUUCCCCUGGAUUGAAGCAGAAGAAAAGCAGGCAUCUAUUGAAAAUGCAACAUUGGUACCUCUUAGAAGCAAUACCUCAGAUGCUUUUAGAAUGCAGCUUUAUGUGGAAGAAAGGAAAGCUGAAAUAUCAGAAACAUUAAUCAACUCCUCUGAUGGCAUUAUAGACAAUUCAUGUCUUGUGGAUGAUACCCUUUCUAAUAUCUUAGAUACUACUUGUAAGCCAAUGGAUGCCUCCAGUUCUAUACUCAGCUCACCAUCCACAUCUCAGGAUACAUGAGGUAGUAGUCUAGGACCUAGGUUAUAGUACUACAGCCAAUUUAUGACUUUGGCCUAACUAGGCCUAUGUUGUAAACAUAAAUGAAGACAGUAGCCCCAGAUACUGUUAAGAGUAAUUGCGAACAGAGAUUAAGCUCUUGAUGAAAUGAUCAGGUCUAGUUCAGACAAUCAAACAGAAACUUUCAAAACAGAAAGAACAAAUUUAGAAUGUAAAAAAAAAUAACCUAAGUUACUAUAGAAGUAUGAACAGGAAAAUCAAAUAUAAUGAUUAUGUAUUUGUUAAUAGCUUGAUGAUUUUAAAUUACAAAAUCAAAAGAUGUGUAUAUUUGUAAAUAAAUUAAGAGAACUUGGUGGUCUAUUUGAAUAAAUUAUAAAUGAAAUCAUUUUUUUUAUA